AUGUACGUGUCUGAAAGGGGAAAUGAUCGUGUGAUGAAAUGGGUGGAAGGUUCAAAACAAGGCAUUGUCGUGGCUGGUGGUCAAGGAUAUGGAAAUGGUCUUACACAAUUGUCUUGUCCUGGAGGAGUCGUUGUCGAUCAAUUGGGCACUGUCUAUGUGGUCGAUGACGAGAAUGGUCGAAUCAUGGGUUGGCCCAAAGGAGCCACACAGGGAAGUGCCAUUGUUUGUGGAAACGGUAGAGGAGGGCAAUCGAACCAACUCAAUCGACCCAUCGGUUUGUCAAUCGAUCGACACGGCAAUCUUUACGUCGUCGACUGA
Molecule: messenger RNA, 318 nt
Organism: Rotaria sp. Silwood2
Lineage: Eukaryota; Metazoa; Rotifera; Eurotatoria; Philodinida; Philodinidae
Source: the annotation of a GenBank genome assembly